AUGACUUCUCCCAUCAAAAAGGUCGCCCAGCCCCAGCACGCUGCAUCCUUUGACCCGUGGAACUCGUCCUCAACCGGUCAUCAGCGGGCUGAAUCACGCCCCGGCACUGGCUGGCGUGAGUCCCGCAACCGCAAGCUCAACAGCCAGUUUCGCAGCGGCUCAUCGGGCGGCGAACGUCUCAGCGACACAUAUGGCGCUGGAUUAGAGGACUACGACGAGGAGCGCAACGUGCUUAUCCCGAAAGCAGCAAAGGAAAGAGCGCAGCGGAGCGUAAGGGAUAUGCUUGUCCAGCCGGGCAAAAUGCGGGAGAGUCUGGGCUUGAAGGAUGAGAUCCAGGGACGAGGGGAGGAGGCACUCAUGGAAUCAAGACGACAGGAAGACGAAGCGCGCGAGGCAGCACUUUCGAAGAGAGGCAUAUUUGAUGGAGCCGUCAUCUACAUCAACGGGAGUACGUUUCCUCUCAUAUCAGAUCUCAAGCUGAAGCAGGUCGUUACCGAGCACGGAGGCCAAAUGUCACUACAUCUCGGACGUCGGAGAGUCACGCACGUUAUUAUCGGAAAGCCAGCCGGAGGACAUGUAGGCGCUGGAGGAGGCUUAGCAGGAGGAAAGCUAGAAAAGGAGAUACGGCGAACUGCCGGGUGCGGAGUCAAGUUUGUUGGCGCUGAAUGGAUACUGGAAAGCCUCAAAGCUGGAAAGAGGCUCCCCGAGGCGCGGUUCUCGAAUACAAAGAUGGCACCCAAGGCACAAGGGAGUGUCUAUAGCCUCUUCUCGAAGCAAUCGGGUGGACAGUCGUCCAAGGAGUGA
Molecule: messenger RNA, 804 nt
Organism: Fusarium graminearum PH-1
Lineage: Eukaryota; Fungi; Ascomycota; Sordariomycetes; Hypocreales; Nectriaceae
Exons: 2
Coding region: 1-804 (267 amino acids)
Biological process (GO): error-free translesion synthesis; error-prone translesion synthesis
Cellular component (GO): nucleus
Molecular function (GO): DNA-directed DNA polymerase activity; deoxycytidyl transferase activity
Source: RefSeq, a predicted model, not a curated record